AUGUCCAGCAAGUUCUUGCUCCCGCUCCUGGGGUUCUGGCUGCUGUUAAACCAGCCUUGCAGGGCACGGGUCUCGGAAGAGUGGCUGAACGAAGUCAUUAAGGUGUGUGACCGUACAUAUGUCCGAACCGUAAUCGAAAUCUGUGGGACCUCACUGAUAGUGGACCGGAAGGAGCCAGCUCGGCGACAAAGGUCAAUAACAGGAGCUCAAGGUACAAUGCACUGCGGGGCGCGUCUGCCCUUACCAGAGCUGCAGCAGCAUGCCACCACCACUGAACAAUUCAGCUGGCAGCCUGGAAGGCUUGAGAAAGGUUCCAAUAAGACACAAGGUGAAGCAGAAGCCAGCGGUCCUCCAGAAACCAACGCCUUUGCCCUUGGAUACUCUGCACGGAGGAAGAGGCAGUCCCGUGUAUGGCUGAGUUAUCAAUGUUGCCACUUUGGUUGUCCCAGAAGAGCUAUCGCUCAGUACUGCUGA
Messenger RNA from Arvicola amphibius (Eurasian water vole), 474 nucleotides. RefSeq names its product prorelaxin 1-like. Gene Ontology annotation, cellular component: extracellular region. Gene Ontology annotation, molecular function: hormone activity. NCBI's taxonomy places the organism in Eukaryota, Metazoa, Chordata, Mammalia, Rodentia, Cricetidae. The record is from RefSeq and is a predicted model, not a curated record.